CCUCAUUACUCUACAGCUUUGCGAAAAUCCUCUUCGAGUUUACACAAAUUACCGAUAAUUCAGAGCCAGCUCAACAACAUGACGCAAUUACUGAAUGGACAAGAAAAGAAUGGCGUACCAGCUACCUGGCGCCAUGAGCAAGGAUUUGAGCCCAACUUCGAGCAACGCACUCCAGUCGAGCUUAACGUAGUCGGCUCGAUUCCCAAGUACGCCGCUGGUGUCCUAUACCGGACAGGUCCUGGCGGACACGAAGAGAACGGCCCGAAUGGAAAACCGGUCAUCAUGUCUCACUGGUUUGACGGCUUCACUCAAGUUCACCGAUUCAAGAUCGAUGCUACUGAUGAUAUUGCCGCGCCUGUUCGCGUGACUUACAAUUCUCGUUUGGAAGUUGAUGAAAUACUGCAAAGAAUCAGAGAGACAGGAGAUUUGAAGGAUUUCACGUUCGGGCAAAAGCGCGACCCGUGUGAAAGCUUCUUCCAAAAGGUCACAUCAACUUUCACGUCAGUUGUCUCGGCGGCUACGAAAUCUCCCAGCCCGCGAGGACCAACUUCUGUAAAUGUUGGUGUGACACUGUCAGUCAACCUACCCGGGUUCCAAUCCUCUGAAAAAGACUCGAAGCCUUCGACUGGGAGCCACAGCAGUGGAAUUAAGACGCUCCACAACAAAACUGAUGCGAACAUCUUCCAGCAAAUUGAUCCGGAAACACUCGAACCUAUUGGUUUGGCUACACAGACAAUGUUACAUCCCUUGCUGAAAGGACAAAUGUCCGCCGCGCACGCCAAAGCCGAUCCAGAAACCGGGGACAUCUUCAACUACAACCUCGAGAUUGGCAUGAAAUCGACUUACCGAGUCUUCCACACCUCAGCGUCGACUGGCCAGACCGAAAUUCUCGCUACCAUUCACGACAAACCCGCAUACUUACACUCGCUCUUCCUCUCUGGAUCCUACGUGAUCCUCUGCAUCUGGGGCGCCCACUACUCAAAAGCCGGCCUCUCGAUACUCGCAAUCAAGAACAUCCUCGAAUCAAUUGCACCGUUCGAUCCAACCAAAAAGGCAAGAUGGUACGUGAUCGACCGCCGCAACGGAAAGGGGCUAGUAGCAACAUACGAGAGCGACCCGUUUUUCUCCUUUCACACCAUCAAUGCGUGGGAGCGACCGUCACCCUCUGAUCCCGCAAAGACCGAAAUCGUAUGCGAUCUCACGAAACACGACAACCUCGACAUCCUCCACGCGUUCUACUACAAGAGUCUGAUGUCAGUUCCAACACCAGACGUGGUGCGUCCGUCAGUUGCACGCUUUGUGCUCCCAGACGUCCCAUCUACGCCCUCAAACGAGCCGCGAGUGGCAAAACUUGUUCUUGAUUCUCCGAAAGAUCUUGGGGCGGAACUGCCUAUUAUCAAUCCGUCUUAUUUUGGGAAGGAGGCGCGCUAUGUGUACGGUAUUGCGAAUCGUGGGCGCAGCACCUUGACGGAUGGGCUGGUUAAGUUUGAUUUCCAGACGCAAAAGGCGGUGUACUGGGAGAAGUGGUCGCAUACGCCAGGCGAGCCGAUAUUCGUUGCGGAUCCGGAGGGGACCAGAGAAGAUGAUGGAGUUUUGCUUAGUGUGGUGCUGGAUGGGGAUGUGGGGAAGAGCUACCUGCUUUGCUUGGAUGCGAGGACGAUGAAGGAAGUGGGAAGAGCGGAAGUCGAGGGUGUGGUUGGGUUUGGGUUUCAUGGAAGGCAUGUUAGGUUGUGAAGGGUUAGCUAUCUGUUCUGCGCGGGUUCUUUUCAGGAGUAGUUUGUAAUGCCGGCUGUGUAUCACCUUCUAUCGAUUCGUUCGACCACCUGUCACACUGUCGCUUGGGUAAACACUCACCAGAUUUCGAGUUUCUACUCUAGUCGUAAUAUCAAGCUCCACCAAGAAAACUUUC
Messenger RNA from Mytilinidion resinicola, 1909 nucleotides. RefSeq lists its product as uncharacterized. Gene Ontology annotation, molecular function: carotenoid dioxygenase activity. The transcript is spliced from 2 exons. The record is from RefSeq and is a predicted model, not a curated record. Gene Ontology annotation, biological process: carotene catabolic process. NCBI's taxonomy places the organism in Eukaryota, Fungi, Ascomycota, Dothideomycetes, Mytilinidiales, Mytilinidiaceae. The coding region runs from base 79 to 1734 and encodes 551 amino acids.